Molecule: messenger RNA, 786 nt
Organism: Penicillium daleae
Lineage: Eukaryota; Fungi; Ascomycota; Eurotiomycetes; Eurotiales; Aspergillaceae
Product: zinc-binding alcohol dehydrogenase family protein
Exons: 3
Coding region: 1-786 (261 amino acids)
Molecular function (GO): oxidoreductase activity, acting on NAD(P)H
Source: RefSeq, a predicted model, not a curated record
AUGAAUGUAAUGCUCCACAAGGCCGUCAUCGUGACCCAGCCCAAGACGGCGGGCUUGGUCACUGACCGCGCUAUCCUCAAGCUCUGUGAUAAUUACGUUCUCGUGAGGACAGUCAGCGUGGGUUUGAACCUAAGUGACUGGAAGUACGUGGAUUUCCUCUCUCCUCCCGGCGCCCUGUUGGGAGGUGAUUACUCUGGCAUUGUCGAGGCCGUUGGCAAAGACGUCAAGCUACCCUGGAAAAAGGGAGACCGUAUCUGCGGUUUCGCCCACGGUGGUAAUGCCGUGCAAGCCGAGGAUGGGUCUUUCGCCGAAUAUAUUGUCGUCAAGGGUGAUGUGCAGCUCCGAGUUUCUGAACAUCUGAGCUUUCAGGAAGCCGCUACGCUUGGAGCAGGCAUUCAGACUAUCGGCCGGGCAUUAUACCAAACUAUAGGUCUAGCUCUACAGAGUCAACCUAUCAAAGAUGCGACUCCUAUUCUUAUCUAUGGCGGUUCUACCACUACGGGCACCCUCGCGAUUCAGUUCGCUAAGCUCUCCGGUUAUCAGGUGCUCACUACCUGUUCGCCGCACAACUUCGACCUUGUCCGUGCCCUUGGCGCUGAUGCUGUCUUUGAUUACAAGGACCCUGAGUCAGCCGCUCAGAUUCGCAAGCAGACCAAGAAUAAUCUGAAUCUAGUCGUGACUGCACUUUCAACGGAGGGAGGCGCAUACCUCGCACCCCUGACCGUGAAAGUCGACCGCGCCAACGUGAACAGUCGAUUUAUUCUGGCAUACACCGUCCUUGGCUAG